Messenger RNA from Herpailurus yagouaroundi (jaguarundi), 11411 nucleotides. RefSeq names its product FERM and PDZ domain containing 3 (gene FRMPD3). NCBI's taxonomy places the organism in Eukaryota, Metazoa, Chordata, Mammalia, Carnivora, Felidae. The transcript is spliced from 14 exons. The record is from RefSeq and is a predicted model, not a curated record. Gene Ontology annotation, molecular function: protein binding. Gene Ontology annotation, cellular component: cytoskeleton. Bases 5246 to 10513 code for a protein of 1755 amino acids. Gene Ontology annotation, biological process: signal transduction.
UCUCUCUCUCUCUCAAAAUAAAUAAAUAAACUUAAAAAAAGAAAAGAAAAGAAACGAUGUAGGAAGAUUAGCCCUGGAGUCCCACAGACGUGGGUUAACAUUAUGGUCCCACCACAGUGUGUACAGGGAUAUGUCCUGGAACAAGUUGCUUAAUCUCUCCUCCUAAAUCUCAGUUUCCUUGUCUGUAAAGUGGCAGUAAUACUGCCUCCUUAGAGGUUGUUGGAGAGUGCCUGGUGCAUAGUGAGUCCUCAGUAAAUGGCGGCUGUUGUUUUCUGCACUGUCCGCUCUUUCUUCGUGUUCCUCGCCUUAGUCCCAGAUGUCUCGCGUACUCAGGCUGUCCUUCUGCUGACCAAACUCUUCAGUAGGGCUAAGUAGUGCCUAAUCUAUCCAGAUCUUUCUCUCCUUUUCCCUAAUGCAACCUUACUUGUCUUACUUCAUAUCCAUUUAGAGCCUUCCCUAUUUUCUUCUGGGAUAAAUUGGAUUCAGCCAGUGAGUCCUUUGUUGGCAUGACUUUAUGUGUCCUUUUUCCAAGAAAGCAUUUGUAUUCUAACUGGGGCCUUCAAUGACAUAACCCAAUGGAAUAAAAGCACCUCAGUCCUCCCUCCUGAUUGUGGCCUUCCCAUUGUCUGAGAAUAGUGAUCUUUAAGAUCCUUGUUUCUCCAAGUGUGGUCUGCGGACCGACAGCAUGGGCACCACCCUGGAAUUUGCUAGAAUCUCAGACCCUACUCCAGACCUACUGCAUCAGAAUCAUUCUAGCAAUGCCCCUAGGUGAUUCGUAUGCACAUUCGAAUUUGAGCAGCAUUGCUGGAGUAAGAAGCAGCUAGCCAAAGCAAGGGCUCCUUUACAAGAAGAGUUUGUGUCCAAGCUCCUUACAAGAGGACUCCCAGAGCAGCUGCUUCAGAGCCUCAGGGAUGGGGCUCCCAUCCCCAACACCAGGAAUAGAUGGCAUCUCCUGGGGGCCCAGCUGCCAUGCUGGAUCUCUGGAGCGUCUGGGAGAGUCAGGCUCCUGUGAUUGGAAUCAGACAGCUAAUUGGCCGCACAAGGCUCCUAAUCCUGCCAGUUGUGAGAGGAGGGACAAGACUCCCCAAGGAGCCAACCAAACAUAAAGAAAAGGGAGCUAAAGGCAAGGAGGGAUGGAGAACUAAAAGCUAAUGCCUGGGAAUCUAGCUGUUACAUUUCUAUCUUCCUGCCCAGAAGUGUCAGGGAAAGAGCAUUAGCUCAGAAUCAAUCCAUCUUCUCAGUUCUCUUGUCCUUUAGCCACGUCCUGCCUAGCAACAGUUGACAGUAGGAACUCCAGAUACCAGUCUCUCUCUGGAUGGCAGGAGGGAUCUGUUUAGCCCACAGAGGAACUGGUGUCAGGGCGUCCACAGAGAGCCAAGUCAGCUGAUAGUUGGACCAGGAAAAGAGCUGCCUGGGAAAUGAGGGGACAGAGUCCAUCGUGGGGUGGCCUCUUGCCGGCAAGAAGUUGCUGGGGGAAGGGCCUGGGUUUGGUGUGAAGCCGGUGAAGUUUAUCUGCAGCUCCCUUCCCCUUGCUCCUCCGGCCACCCCGAAAGAGGCUACCAGUAAUAUCACCACCUCUACAUCUGCAUGAUGCGUUUAACCUUCCAAAGUGCUUCUGUAGCCAUUAUCUCAUUUCAUUCUCCCAGCAACGCUGAGUGAACAGGAUCAGAGACAUGUUAAUUAGGACAUGGGCGGGCCUUCCAGACUCAGCCAGGACGUGGGGUGCUGCUGGCCACGGGCUUGGGCCAGCCCUGUGGUGAAGACUGAACAGGGAGAGGGUCCAGAACCCUGAGUGGCUGUGGGUGGGGGUGCCAGGAUUGUGGGCCCCCUCCGAGAGAUUUGGUUCCAGCUGGGCUGCUAAUGUGCUUAGCCUCCAUGGGUCACUUAGCCUGGAGGCUGGGAAGGAGGAGGAGCAGUCACCAAGCCUAUUUGGCAGGAUAGUUAGAGACUGGGAGGAGAUAAUGGAUGUGAAAGCACCUUUUCUCAGAUGAGGUAAUGGGUGUAAAAAUGAAAAGAACCACUUGACUAUAAAGUGUCGUUAUUGUUAGGCAGAAGAGAAAGGCGAGGCUUUUACCCAGGUCACUGGAGUGGGGUGCAGGGACACGUUUAGAGGCCUUGGGCACAAAGGGAUCAGAAUAAAGGCAUUGCAUGUGCAGGGGCAAACAACAGAACAUAGCAGGUCCCAGAAACAAAGCUGGGGCGGGGGAGGGCCACAAGCUCUGGCUGCUUCGUCAUUUUGCCCAGGGUUGCCCUGUUCGAGGGACCAAAACCCAAACAUCUUUCAAAGGUAAAUUGCCUUUUUCCCCCCAGGAGGGAAGUCACGUGCUCCGUGGACAGCUGAGCUCCCCUCUUCUGUCACUGGUUGCCUGCAUUGUCACUCCCACGUCUCCAGGCACUUAGCAAAUUUCAGAGAGACUGAGCUCUAGUCACUGAAAGAUGCAAACCCCAGGAGGGAAGGGACAACUUCCAUUUGCAUUGUAAAAUGGCCUUCUGGGCUGUUAACGGAGGUGUGUCUUCCCUGACCAGAGACACUUGGGAAGGCGCAGGUGAGGAAAGGGCUGCUUGCAGAUUCAGGGGAGGAUCUAGUUAGGGACAGUUAGCUCAGCUCAGUUAGGGACAGGCCGGGGACGAAUGUGUUUUAGACAUACCCAGAGACACUUCUGCGGCUGUAGGAGAAGCCGUUGGGUUCCUUGGGGAAACAUGGAGGCGCCUGUGGACAGAGCUCAGCAUCUUGUCUCCCUUCCCAUCACUGCCCUUUCCUGGCCAUCCAGCACACUUCCUGCCUCCUCCAUGGGGCUCUCUGUGGCUUCUCUACCCCGUUCUCUGAACACACAAGUUAGACCUUAAUUAUGGACUUUCUAUGGUAUUCUCAGUUACCACUCUAAUUGUUCAGAGUUCAUCUCUCUUUCCUCCCCACGCUAGAUUGGAAGCUCUUUGAGGGCAGAAGAGACCUGUAACUCCUGUGUCCCUCGAAGCUCUGAGUAGGCACUCAAUAAAUACUUGUUGAUGGAUUCACAUGAGUCAAAACAGUAAAGCAAAAACACUUGUGUCACAAAAGGCUCUUAGCUUAUUGGUUCCUCUGGUUCCAGGAGUGUUUAUCUGCAUCAUUAGUGGCUGUGCCUCUGGCCCAAUGGGAGACUAAAUUAUGCCCAGAUUCAGAAAAAGAAAAAGGCAGCAAAACUGAGGCUGCAGUGGCCAGGGGGCCCUGAGCUCAGGACAGUGUACCGAGCACUUCCACUUGUGCCUGGAUCUUUCUGGCAAGUGUCCCUGCUCCCCACCCCACAGGCUGCACAGCCCCACAGGCUCUCAUCCUCUGGCCUGUCCUAGCUGUUGUUCAUGUCAGAAAUGAGCCGGUGUCACCCCCAAGAAGAAGCUCAUUCAGUGCCAAUGAGAUUGGAGACAGGAAGCAAAGGGCUCAUUUCGGAAGCAGCCCCGGGGGUGAGGCAAGAUGAUAGCCGCAGAAAGAUGUUCUCUGGCUCCCUUCAAGGCCGAGCUCCUGCCUGCCACCAGGAGCAGAAAUGAGAGAGGUACCAGCCUGAGGCCACCCUCAUCAAGGCCCUGUCCUUCAGGGAUGCCUAUCUAGGAUACACGCCAGCCAUGUUCCAGCUUCUGAAUGACUUUCCAUUGAAAAAUGACCACUUGUCUUACCAGCAGGAGAGGGAAGGAGCCAGUUUCUGAAUUUACCUUCAGGGGGCCUGACCUCAUCCUGACCAGCCCCUUCUGCCUCCGUAAGGGGUACCCCGACAGACACAUCCCAAGCCAGCUUGGGUGCAGCCAGUGUUGGUGUGACUGGACUUAAGUAAGCCAUGGUCUGUCUUCCUUCCUGAGUUCUUCUAUGAGAGAGACAAAGGUCCCAAGACUGUGAAUUUUCCUUUUGUGCAAUUACUCUAAAUCUCCCACCCCCUGAUAAAUAGUCCUCAAGUCUCAUUAUUGAAUUUGUGUCCUGAUAAACAACCAACUCACUUGAAACCAUUUGCAACUGAGGAAUUUGGUAUUCCUAACCUGCCAACAAUCCCCCUCAUGGUGUCAGAACCUCCCACUUCUUUUACAAACCUUAUACUAGUUUGAUUAAUUGUCUCUUGCCCUUCUGUAUCUUGUUCAGAAGGCCCUGCCGGGAAUCUGAACUUUUGAGCAUACACACAGUGGGACUAGGGAACUCAGUCCCAUUUGUUAGACCAGAAAGCCUGGGGGCUGAGCGGUGCCUAGGCAGGGAGGUAAAGUUUUGAGUCUCUUGACUCUGUUGUCUUCUAUUCCACCUCCACCUGCCCUGCGUGUUGGCCAUCCUUCCCCUUUUUACCUCCUUCCCUGCACCUGGCACCCAGUGCCCUCUCACAAGCUCCAUGGUCCCCAUGCCCUCACCCCUCAGGGCUCUUCACUUGAAGACUGUGCUCAGACCCAUCUUUGCUUGCAGUCCACCUCACCCUGGCCCUUGCUGUAGAACCUUCCUGAAGUCCUUGUGAAAUUUUCCUAAACUUCAACGACUUCAUUUGUGGGCAUCGGGAGAGCCAUCUGCAGUCUCUCACAGGUAUUGGGGCGGCGAUUUUUCUUCUCCCGGCUCAUUGGGGUUCAGGUCCUCUGGUAGCCACAAUACACAGCUCCCCUGCUUGCCCAUAGGAGCCAUUUUCCAGUUGUCCCAUUAACUGAAAUAAGUUGGCAUUACGUACAAUUGUGUACAGUGAUGGUCCUCAGCAUUAGCUCAUUUGUUUGUGUAUGCCAUCUAAAUAGUUUAUUCUUAUAUAUGGUCUAAGGGAUAUUAAAGUUUAUAAUUGCACAAGGACUUCAUGAAGGUGUAUUCUGAAAUGACUUUGCCUCCCUUCCCCACUUACUUGCCUGUUUGGUGGUCCCUUCCUCAAGGUUUUGGUUUCCCUUAGGGAGUUACUAGCCAACUUAGUGGGCAAUGCUGGUUAACUUUCAUAAUAACAUAUUUGCAUUUACGCUCCUUCUAGAGAGUCCCCAUACGUUGGAGGAAAGGGCUGAAUCUAAUGUCAAGUUCUUGGCAACAGCUUUUUUCUGUGGGCUCUGGCCCUGUAGACAGUGGCCUUUCCAUUCUAGACGUAUCUUUCUUCAGCCUGAGAUAUGAGGCCGCCAUUGCCUCUGCUGGUUCCAGAGGACACAGGAAGCUAAACGUGUGAACUCUCAGGUGCCAUGGCCAGCACCCUAACCAGUGUCCCUCCCAGCUGGCUCUGAGGCUUAGUCGCCUUUGCGUCUUGUUUUGCUCCCAUCUUCCCCUUCCCUCAGUCAUGUGAUGCAGGAAGAGAGCGCAAAUGAUAUGGAAUGUGAGCAGCUGCCAGCAGAGACACUGCGACAAGUGACCAUUCACCGAGACCCUAUAUAUGGCUUUGGCUUCGUGGCUGGCAGUGAGCGGCCUGUGGUGGUGCGGUCUGUGAGGCCAGGAGGCCCCUCUGAGGACAAGCUCCUGGCUGGUGACCAGAUUGUGGCUAUUAAUGAGGAGGACGUGAGUGAAGCCCCCAGGGAGAGGUUCAUAGAACUCAUCAGGAGCGCUAAGGAAUUCAUCGUUCUUACAGUUCUGCACACUCAUCAGUCCCCCAAAUCUGCCUUCAUCAGCGCUGCGAAGAAGGCCAGGCUGAGAUCGAAUCCUGUGAAGGUCCGAUUUUCUGAGCAGGUGGCAGUUGGAGAAACAGAUGCAAAAAUGAUGAAGAAAGAAGCUCUUCUCCUCAUCCCCAACGUCCUGAAGGUUUUCUUAGAAAAUGGGCAGAUCAAAUCAUUCACGUUUGAUGGCCGGACCACUGUUAAGGAUGUGAUUGUAACAUUACAGGACCGUCUUUCCCUGAGGUACAUUGAGCACUUUGCUCUUGUCCUUGAGUAUGCCGGGCCAGAACAGAACCACAAGUUCCUGCUUCUCCAGGACAAGCAACCCCUGGCUUAUGUCGUACAGCGGACACACUAUCAAGGAAUGAAAUGCCUCUUCCGAAUAAGCUUCUUUCCCAAAGACCCCGUGGAACUGUUGCGCCGGGAUCCUGCUGCUUUUGAGUACCUGUACAUCCAGAGUCGGAAUGAUGUUAUCCGAGAACGCUUUGGAAUGGACCCCAAGCCGGAGAUGCUUUUGGGUCUUGCUGCCCUCCACAUCUAUAUCACCGUCUCAGCCACUCGACCUAGUCAGAAGAUCUCGCUCAAGAAUGUGGAGAAGGAAUGGGGCCUGGAACCCUUUCUUCCCCCCUCCCUCCUACAGGGCAUCAAAGAGAAGAACCUCCGGAAAUCUCUCUCUCAGCAGCUGAAGGCCCACCAAACACAUCCUUCCAGCGGCACCAAGGGCUCUGCAAUUCAGGCAAAGCUCCAGUAUCUUCGAAUUCUGAAUGAACUUCCGACCUUCACAGGCGUUUUGUUCAACACUGUGGGCCUGGAUGAGAAGCAGUCAGCCACCACUCUUCUGGUGGGACCCCGUCACGGCAUCAGCCAUGUUAUCGACCUCAAAACCAACCUCACCACUGUGCUGUCCGAAUUCAGCAAGAUCAGUAAGAUCCAGCUGUUCCGGGAGAACCAGGGCGUGGCCCGAGUGGAGACCAGCAUCAUGGAUGCCAAGCCUCUGGUGCUGCUGAUGGAGUGGCCUGAAGCCACCAACUUUGCCUGCCUGAUUGCGGGGUACUGCCGUCUCCUGCUGGACUCCAGGAAGAUGGUCUUCUCCAAGCCUGCCAGCCAGCCUCUUCCACCUCCAAUGAUCAAGGCAGAUUACAUGCACAGCGCCCACCGCCCUGUCACUGGGGGCCACCUGGGGAAAAAGGAGAGUAGUUAUGUGGGCAGCGUGGGCACCAGCCCCAGGAAGUCGAGCCGCUGCACGCCCCCACCUGCCGACUCUGAGCUUGUCAGCUUUUGCUACCUCCACAUGCGGGAACAAAGGAAGGAGCAGGAAAGCCGGACGGAUGUCAAUGAGAACUUAAUUUUCUUUGAGGAGAGCAGGCCCCGGACCAAGUCUGACCCCACAUCCAAAAGCUCUGGCCAAGGUUACGAAGUAAUCCCUGAUGACUUUGAUGCCGCCAGCCUAGACCAUGAGCCUUGUGCCAGCAGGGCCCGGUCCUACACCUUGGACAAUUCCCUUGGGGCUGAAGCCCUGAAUUUCUACUGUGACUCUUGCAAAGCCAAACUCCAGGAGCAGCUGGGCCCUCCCAAAGGUGGGAGGCCUGGCUCCUCUCGUGACAAUAUGGUAGACUUGAUGUCCCUUCCACCCCCCGGGAGCGAGGAGGAAGAGGAGGAGGAAGAUGAGAGCACUUUGCUGUUGCCUGCCAUUGCUGCCCCACCUCCUGGUUUCAGAGACAACAGUUCUGAUGAGGAUGACCCCAAGCGCCGGGCAGUCCAGAGCCAGGAGCAAGGACGCCACCUGCGUGGGCUCCUGUACGAUGAGAUUCCAGUGACACUGAUUGACAGCGUGCAGACCCGGACGGUCCGAGAUCAUGCCCAGGAGCUAGAUGAUGCCCUGGUGUCCACUCUGCAGGCUCUGGAAGCCCUGGCAGCCUCAGAGGAUGGACCACACCCCCCACCCCCACAGACUGCAGGUCUGAUUGUGCUGGCCACAAUCACCCCUGAAUCAUCGCUGGACUCAGGCCAUGAAACCAACUCUUCGGAGCUCACAGACAUGUCGGAGAUGAUGUCGGCCAUGAAGCAGCACCAGAACACCACCUACUUCCUGGCCCAGCACCUCAACAAGGAUAGCCUUCUGGCUCGCAAGGACCUGCCCUUCCGGAUCCAGAGCUGUUCAGCGCAGGCUGUACUCACGGCACCUUACUCUCUCGGGCGCCCAGAUCCCAACCCAUCCCUGCAGCCAGCGGUGACAGGCCAGAGUCCGGGCCCCCCUGGCGCUCGGAGGAAGCUGCCCCAGGUGGAGUCGCAACCACAGCGAGAGCGAACCUACACCCUGGCAGUGCACCCAACAUUGUCCCCACAGCUUGGUGAGCAGAAGAAUCUGAGCCUGCUGUCCCCAGUUCCUGAAGACAAAGGGCCUGGCCACACUAGGGCAGGCCUGGAGAUGUCACUGAGGGCUGCCACGCCAUCCCUCAGUGACGAGCAAGUCUCUGAGCUAAGGGAGAAUCUUCCCAAAGAAGUCAGGUUGAGCCCCAAGCUUAUCCUCGACCCAAAGGGCAGCGUGACCCCAGCUAUCAUCUCAGCUGCCCUACAGCAGGUGGUUCACACUAAGAGCCUCCCUGCCCCUGGCGGGGCCCUGGGGAACCCUCCCAGCAGUGGGGAGAGAAGGCUGGAGGCCAGCAUGGGGAGGCCAGAAGUUAGCAUGAUGAGCGGUAGUGCCAGUAAGAAUCUGAAGUUCAAAAUGAGCCCCAGUGCUCCAGAGACGUCACGGAAUUCCCAGCAGCAGCUGAGCCCAGAGGUCUCCUCUGGCUCCAGGGUGCCUGCAGGCAGCCGGGGUGACAGCCUGCAUCUCUCCCCACAAGAGGACAGGCUGCCUGUUCAGAGUGUCCUGCCUAAAAGCUACCUUUCCCGAGCGAGUCGAGAGUCACUGAGCAACCCAUGCAUAGGGGAGGUGGCAGGCAAGGCCGGGCCGGAGGGUGCUAAACCUGCCCUGCACAAGCCGGGCACCGUCUCCAGCCAGGGGGAGAAGGGGCAGCUGGAGAGCAUGCCCCAAAGCAGCAAGAUUGAGGAGACCAGCCUGGUGCCCCGAGCCGGCUAUGCCAUGGCUCUACAGAGCCCCAGCUGCCAGCCGCAAGGCCACAGCCCCAGCAGCCAGUCCCGAGGCCAGAGCCCCAGCUGCCACCCUCGAGGCCAGAGCCCACUGAGGCCCCAGGCUGCCAGCCGGCAGGUGAGCACCAUGCCCUCCAGGAAGCUCGAAACAAGCCUGGAUGGAGCCCACUCAGCCCCCGAGGGCCCCGCAAAGCCCAAAUCAUCCCGAGGGCCCUUCCGGCUCCGCAGUUUAUUCUCUGCCACCUUUCCGACUCGCCAGAAGAAGGAGACCGACGAGCGGCAGGCCCAGCUGCAGAAGGUGAAGCAGUAUGAGCUAGAGUUCCUCGAGGAACUCCUAAAGCCGCCGAGCCAGGGGGAGCUGCCAGGCACCGAGUACCUGCAACCCCCAGCCCCAGGCCGCUGCAGCUGCCAGCUGCGAAGCAGCCCAGUGCAGCAGGGGCCUGGCAUGUCCCGUGAGCAGAGGCGCAGCUGUGACUGCAAGCGCAUCUGCCGGGGGGGCCGGCCCCAGGCCCCCCAGACGCCAGUGCCCGGCCUCCGGGGGAGGGAGAGGGACAGGGUCACCCCGACCCAGAGGCAGCCAGAGGCUGGCCCAGGCCUGAGCCUCAACAGCCCCACCACUGUCGGGCGCAUCCGCUCCACCAGCCUGGAAUCCCGAGAGUGCCGAUCGGACCCCGAGAGUGGUGUGUCCUGCCUGACCACGUGUGCCUCGGGGGGUGAGUGCCUGGGAGCUCCCAACUACAGGAAACUGAUGCGCCGCUACAGUAUCAGUGAACUGGACCAGGGUGACAGGGCCUCUCUGACCUCGGACAUCUAUCCACACCCACCCCUGGGCAUGCUGCCCAGGGAGGCCAAGGAGGUAGAAGCAGGUCUCCCCUUAGGCCUGGGUCCCAAAAACAAGUCACUGGAGUCACCGACCCUGGGAGACCCCUCAUACGUCCAGGUCGCCCCUGAGACCAAAGGCCCCAGACAGAUGGCAGUGUUCUCACUGCCAGAAGAGGUGUACCGGAAGCCUGCCGAUCUGGACGAGGACAGUGAGGGCAGCAAGUGCUGCUCUAUCCGCUACUGCUUCUAUUACCGCAAGUGCGAUAUGGCAGAUGAUGCCAGUGAUGGCAAGGACGAGCUCUCCUACUCCAUCCCAAUGAAGAUUCUGCCUGGCAUGAAACUGGACGAGCAGGUGGUGCCCGUGGUGAGCAGGACCCUGCAGGUGCUAGAUGCCGCCACCUGCAGCAGCAGCAGCCCUGAGGCCGCCCACACCCAAGAGAUUGACCUCCGGGUGUCCACCUUCGAGGGGAGCCUGGCCAAGAUCAAUGCCCUGCGGGCCCAUGCCUAUGGCCUGCCUGAUGGUUUCCUGGCUGCCCGACUGGACACCAACGAGCUGCUAACGGUCCUGCGGCAGUGCGUGGCCAGCCCCGAGGCCCGCGCCCCUAAGCCCUAUGUCUCUCAGAUCUCUGAGUACAAGCUCGAGCUGGCUCUCAAGUUCAAGGAGCUCCGGGCCUCCUGCCGCCGCGUGGCCAAUGUGGACAAGAGCCCGACCCACAUGCUGGCAGCCAUCACGGGCAGCUUCCAGGUGCUGAGCAGCCUCAUCGAGACCUUUGUGCGGCUGGUGUUCAUCGUGCGCUCCGAGGCCCAGCGCCAAGAGCUGCUGGCCAAGGUCGAAGAGGUAGUGAGGAACUACACCUUCCUACUGCGUGCCGCUGAGGAGUCCACCACCCGGAACCUUAACCAGCAGCAGCAGCAGCAGCAACAGCAGCAGCAGCAGCAGCAGCAGGCAGCAGCUAUAGGGGUGGCCACAGGGCACCCACCGGGCUCCCCAACGUCAGCGACUGUUAUGAGCACAUUCACCCGCUCCUUAAAAACCCUUAUCAAGUAGGGCAUCCGCCCAGGCCUGCCCCUCCUUUCCCCAACCACAGCCCCAGGUUUAAGCUUUGUGGUCUUUGCAUCUUGUGGUGAGUGUAUGUGUCUGCUGGGCCAGUCAGGGUCUGAGAGCCUUCAGUCUUUGGGGAGCGGAAACUCCCCGGAUUGAGGCUGUCCCUGAGGGCUCCGGGCAGCCGCCACCCUGGGUAUCCUCACCCCUUCCCUGGCCUCUGGUUGUCACUGUGAGGGCCAAGGCCCCUCGUCACUAUGCCUGCCUGCCGCAGAGCUGUAUUUUAUCUCUUCUUUAGGGCUGACAGGUGACAUCAGGCUCACCUUCCUGCUCCAUUUUGGGGCCCCGGGGAGCCAGGGCCUGAAGCAGGCAGGCCCACAGGCCUUGAGCUCCUCCUGGCAUCUGCUCCCCUCUGGGGAGCAGUGGCAGUAGCACCAGGGCACAGCGCCCAGCGGAGGGGAAAGGGCACUCGGCCCAGAUGUGCCCGCCCACCCUGGGCUCACACUCACUCGGCAGAAGCCACCCUAGAGGGCCUGUGCCCAGGUGGCAGGUCUGCAGAAAACAGCUACGCGGGCUGUUUGUAGCCAGCCCAAGAGGCUGGCAGGCUUGGGAGCCCUCGCCCCCAGGCCCAGUAGCUCCACACCAGCCAUCCCCAAAGUGCCCUGUCCCUCACUAAUGGGCAGGGUGGCUCAGUCCACUAGGGAGCAAGCAUCUGGGUUCACCCCACUUGUUCUGGGUAAGGUACCUGGUGAAAAUGUCUGCCCUGGGGAGACCCAGCGCAGGCCUCGGAGCCCGACCGGCCCAGCCCGGCCCAGCGCAGAGGCUGUUGCCACAGGCGUGCGGUUCCUCUCUCAACAUCUACCAGACGGACUGUCCUUAGGAGUUUGACUUAGCUACGGAUUGG